Orbilia oligospora ATCC 24927 is the source of this 3183-nucleotide messenger RNA. RefSeq lists its product as uncharacterized. Gene Ontology annotation, cellular component: nuclear pore transmembrane ring. Gene Ontology annotation, biological process: protein import into nucleus; nuclear pore organization. The record is from RefSeq and is a predicted model, not a curated record. NCBI's taxonomy places the organism in Eukaryota, Fungi, Ascomycota, Orbiliomycetes, Orbiliales, Orbiliaceae. Gene Ontology annotation, molecular function: structural constituent of nuclear pore. Bases 1 to 3183 code for a protein of 1060 amino acids. The transcript is spliced from 4 exons.
AUGCUGAACCCUUCGAACUUCGAACUCUGUUAUAACGGCCUCAAGAAAGAUGGAACGACCCUGCCAAUAAUGGUAAACUCUUCGACACCAGCCUUGAUCCAGCUAACUGUCCGAAAUUUUGAGAAUAUCGAGCCUAUUACUAUCAACAUAACGCAAAAAGAAAUCAAAAAACUUCUCAAAUCAACAGCGACCAAACCUGGAGAUCCAAAAAUCCACCAUAUUCACUAUCCAAUCAAGUAUCCGGGGUUAUAUCGGCUUGAGAAGGUGAUUGACGUAACACAAUUGGUAGUAAGGGUCCGGAAGGCCGAGCUUCUCGUCGCAGCUUGCCCUUCUGCGUCUUUUGCUGGUGCGCAAAGUGCCACACCCUCCUUGGACAGGUGUAAGGGAGAGCUAUCAGACCUUACUCUGGAGGUUGUAGGACUUCCUCCCCUGCAGGUCCGAUACGGCCGCUCCAUAAACAAAGAUGAAAAGGAUGUUACAAUACAGAGCAUCAGUCCAAUCGGGUACAAUUCUCCUCUUCUUCGCUUUCAGGGUGGGAAUUUGGGGCAAAGGUCCCUUUUAGACCAAGACCUAAGAUGGGCAAGUCCUCAGAAAGUUUCGAUACCACUCAAUGAAUCAUUGGCCUCACAAGGCGCGUGGAGUUAUGUGAUCGAAGAAGUAACAGACGGAGUCGGCAACACCAUCAAGUAUGACGUUCGCGGGCCAGGGCCGGAAUCUCUACUCCACAGAAGCUUCGAUGUACACGAACGUCCCCUGGUCAAAUACCUUGGCUGUUCACCCCAACAACCGCUUAUGGUGGCACGUGGACAAAAAGGGGCUCUCCCAAUUGAAAUCAGCAGAGCUGCGGAGUCCGCACCGUAUGAAGUGAGCUACUCGUUUCAGCCGCACAUUGCUCCCAACGGAGAAGCAAGCCCUGAGCAAAAUGCAGAGCUAAGGAGCGCUAUAUUGAAAACCUCCGGCCAGCUCGUAACUGUCUCGGCCCCCGGGCUUUACACUUUAAAAUCGAUAUCGAGCCGCUUCUGUAUGGGUGAAGUCCUAGAGCCUUCAAACUGUCUAUUUUUAACACCACCUGAUCCGGGUUUAUCUAUAUCCUUCGACAAAAUCGUGGACAGGUGUGCGGGGUCUUCAAUCGGACUAACCGUUGACAUGGAUCUUACGGGCACGCCGCCGUUCACUGUUUACUACCGAACAUUGAAGGAUAAACAUGACGUAACCGUCAAUACAAUUCGAGUUACAGGGACUCGACAUCAAUUGCGGCUUACUCCUUCCGCGGCUGGGCACUAUACCUAUGAAUUCUAUUCCAUGAAUGACGAAGUUUAUAAGGAUGUCAAACUAGAUUUCAAAAAGCUUAGUGUUAACCAAAGGAUCAUUCCGAUGGCCGGUGCAAAAUUCUCACCAUCAUCGACUAGCCGACGGUGCUGCAUUGGAGAAGCCGCCACGUUUACUGUUGACAUGCAAGGAUCCGGGCCCUGGAAUCUUGAGUAUGAGCUCAUUCACGGUGGUAAAAGGACGAAGUUCCAAAGCUCCAAUAUUACAACGAGUCCGCAUCUCAUAACGACGCCAAAACUCGUUUCGGGGGGUGAUUAUUCUCUUGUGUUAACUACUAUACAGGAUUCGCAUGGUUGUAAAGUUUUUUUGGGAAGCGAGGCACAGAUCGAUGUUCGACGACAACGCCCCUCCGCAUCGUUCGCGGAGAUAGAUGGAAGUCGCGUGGUAAAUACCUUGGAGGCCGAGAGUGUAUCGCUGCCUCUUCGUCUAGUCGGGGAGAAGCCUUUCCGGAUUAAAUAUCGCUUCACAGAUGAGAGCGGGAGGGAGUCAGAAUAUGACAUCAUCGCCAAGGAUUUCAAUAGCCAUCUCCCGGCAACUAAGCGUGGCCACUAUCAAUUGCUUGCUAUCAAUGAUGCCAUCUGCCCUGGAUCCGUCGUUGAAGCCGCAAGUAUCUUCAAUAUUGACUGGAUUCCGAGACCAUUCGCGCGGGUUGUUCAGAGCACGUCCACCAAGAUGAAAGACGACAUAUACCUUAGAAAUUCUAUCUGCGAAGGGGAUGAAGAUGCCAUAGAAUUAAGUCUUGAUGGACUUCCUCCUUUUGUUGCUUCUUUUGAACAAUAUUGGGCAAGUGAAAAAGGAGAGCCGAAGCCCACCAAGCUAAUUGAUAUCAAAGCUGGAACGAUCCGCUCCAGCAUUCGGAUGGAUACUUCUAAGCCGGGGAAAUAUAAGUACGUGCUCAAGAAUAUCUCUGACCGCUCGUAUGUGCAACCUGCGCCACCAUCAUCGCCCUUGUCUAUAGAACAAACGGUUCACGCACGUCCAUCGGCUAAGUUUCGGGCCCCAGGCAAAGUGCACAAGUAUUGCCUAGAGACCGGGACUGGAGACGACACAAUUCCGGUUAUCCUCGAAGGCGUGGCUCCGUUCUUCCUCUCUAUUGGAGUCAAGCACUAUUCAACGGGGAAAGAGGAGAUUGUCAAUAUCCCAAACAUUGACUCAACGAAUUAUGUAUUUCGUGUUCCUCGUCAUGCCUUGACACUAGGCGGACAUGUUGUCCGAAUACAUAAAAUACGCGACUCUAGGGGAUGCUCACAAAAAUACGGCUCUGACCUCCCUUACGUUAGCGUUUCGGUUGCCGAACCCCCUUCCAUAACAUCAUUAGACUCUAAGCCCUACUAUUGUGUCGGUGACAGGAUUAACUACUCCUUGGCUGGGUCGCCGCCGUUUACCCUAGAAUAUACUUUUUCCGGGAAAAAAGAAAAAAUAACAACAUCCUCAAUAUUCCAAAGAAUUGCGGAACGCCCCGGGACCCUCACCUUCGAUAAGAUUAAGGACUCCGCGAGCGAUUGUCAGGUUGACGUCAACAUAACUAAAGUUGUCCAUGGUAUACCUAGCGUCCGCGUUAGUGAGGGCUCACAAGUUACUGAAGGUAUUCAUGAAGGAGAACAUGUCGAGAUCCAUUUCCAGCUCGAUGGCUCGCCGCCUUUUACGUUCACUUACAUCAGAAGCGAAAUUCCUAAGAAAGGUGCUAAGCCGAAAAUCCUCGAAAUGCACACUCAGACCACCGAGGAAUAUAAGCAUACUAUCAUAGCCUCGUUAGAGGGCACAUACGAGGUGGUGUCGAUACACGAUCGCUACUGUGGGUAUGCUUCUCCAAAAGCCCACGAGCACACGAAGCAACCCGACUACAAAGUUUAG